AUGAUGAAUAUUCAUACAAACGACGAAAACGUAUAUCCCUUGAGAGCUCCAUCAGUUUGUCAGCGCAGUUGGAGGUUGAGUGGCUUCUCUUUGAAGCAUGUCAAUGUAUCAGUGCAGACGAAAACAGCUGCUGAAACACACGAAAGUAUAAGGUCAUCUAUUCGAGCGUCCAUAUCAGAAGCAUCCAAGGCAAGACUCUCCGCUUUAUCAAGCUUGUUGGAUGAGAUUAUAGUGCACAAAAUUCUGCCGUUUGACGUAGCCUUUGACCAAAGUCCGAUGGGUGACCUCCCCCAAGGACCAAAAGAGUGCCAGAGUUCGAUUUCGACAUCUCUUACUUUCAGCAAAAGGGCUUCCUGUGAUCAUCUUGGAAAACAGGGGAAAGAGGUAUUUUAAUUAAAUACAUAUGCACAAAUAUUAAAAUAGAAAAUGCUUUAUAUAAAAUGUUUUUGUUUUGUUGCUCGUUUGUUGAAUUUAUUCUCACCUCCUGGGUGUCUAUAUUGGCCAGCAAGCAUGAUGCGCCUGACAUUUAAAACCCAACCUCACCUGUUACCACAGAUGGUGGUUUCUGAUGACAAGUUCAUCAUUUAUUAAUUAUUAGUAUUGUGUAUAUUUCAAUUUACUCUUUAUAACACUUCCUCCACCUAAAAUUCCUCUCUCUAUUUAAAUAUUGAAUCUCCCCUCUCCAAUUAUAACCCCAUGCUCAAUAAAUCCACCCAAAUAAAUUCUGCUCCAACAAAUUCUCACUCCUAGCUAUUAAAUAUAAAUGCCAUCUCCUCAUUGGAUGAAAUAUGAACUUUUCAAGUGGACUCUUCUCUCUAUAUUAAGCAAAUGCACCACUUUCCGAUAAAAGUCCCCCAUGUAGUAAAUUCCAUCUAUUAUUAAGAGAAAUUUAUUCUAUUUAAUAUAUGAAUUAUUUUCUUUUAGGUUUGUGUGCCUUUUAGAAAAUGCGAAUCAACACAGUGACUUUAUUAAGGCAGUAGAUAAAGUAAUCUCUGUAUCUGAUGAUGAAAUCAUGCAAGUUGUUCCUGAAGUAAUUGCUGGAAACAUUCCAAUUUUGUUGAACUUGAUGUCCUCGUCAAAAGAUAGAGUUAUUUUACAAGUUUUUCUCUGUUGCUGCUUCUCUAAUACCAAAUUACAUCAGUUACUAGGUUAUACAUCAUCAACUGCAAACAGCAUAAAAACUCAAGUAGACAGUUUCCUUGUCCAAGCAGAAUUGCAUGAAACAGAAUCACAACAACUUGCAGAAAAACAUAUUGUGAGCACCAUAUCAAGAUUAGAAGAAAUCAUUGAGAAAAGGGAAAAUCUCCUGGAAAGAAAGCGAAAACGUCUUGCCAGUGAAGAAGAAGAAGAGGACUGGGACUAUGAUUUAAAACUCAAGCGGCAACGUGUGAUGAACCUGAAGAAUAGACCAGCAACGAUAAAGAAAAGAAUUGUUCGAAGACAUUUCCAUUCCUGGAAACAAUCCUUAAAGUCCCAAAAGGGAAAAAACAAAGGCUAUUACAGAAUAGACAGAAGAGCAGAGAAGGCCAUUUUUAAAGUAUUGGAAGAACAAUUACAAGCACACAAGAGAAGAUGGGGUGAGGAAGGCACUGGAUAUUUGGAAAGUGAUGGGAAGCGACUUCACAAAAGGGACAUGAGAAGAAUAGCUAACAAGUUUCUAGCUGCACAUGGUAAAAGGCUCAUCAAGAGCAAUGAAACAGCAAGAUCUUGGGGAAGAUGCCUUAACAAAUGCAGUAGACAAGCAAAGCAACAUCGAGGUAGGAACUUUUGGUCACAUAUGAGAACCAGUGGCGUAACUACUAUGGGCUCAGACCGGGUGAACCCGGGGGCCCCCAACCCAAAUGGGGGCCCCAGGCUUAGGCGAUAGGCCAAAAACAUUGGCUAGGGUCUCUGAUAUGUUACAAUGUCGUUUUAUGACCAUCAGAAUUCUGUAAAAUCUCUCCCCAAAGUCCAGGAAAUGGCAAUUCAGAGAGUCUAGAUUCAAAAAUUUUCCGGAUGACCAUGCCCUGGGCCUCCUAGAAAACUCGUGCAUAUACGGCGCUCGACUCGUGCCUUUGGCACUUCUACUAGGGGGGCCUUCGAAAAUUUUGAAACGGGGGGCCCUUGAUAUAACGUUACGCCACUGAUGAGGACACAAAAAACCUUCAGGCAAUGUCAUGUUAAUGUUCAUUACAAUCGAGCUCACAUCAAGAACUACACUCGCCUUGCCUUUGGUAAUGACACAGAUUGUCGUGAUUCAGUUGUCCGUCGAGCAAUAGACGAUAAGGCGUAUGUCAGAUGUGGUACAACUGAAGGAUUUUCAAGAACAAUUCACUACCCUCUCCAAGUCACAGAGGAACCACUUGAUUUACCAACCUCUGAUUAUCCAGACACUGUUGGAUACGUAUCCCCUGGAGUGAUACUAAUUAUCAAAGACAUGGAUGAAAUUGGGCAUCAAGGUCGAGAUAAAUUUACAACCACAGAUCAAACAGUUACUGUUACAUGCAAGGCAAAGUACAUUUAUCCAAGUACUGCGACUAACUGGCAAAAUGACUUGUUCGCUGUUAGAUAUUUGUACCGAGAUGAGCAUGAAGUUGAAGGUGAUAAUGCCAUAACUGAGGAACUGUCUGAAUCUAUUGUGUCAUACCUUGUAUGGUUAAGAGAUUCACUUCUACAAUAUGAGUUAAUGAGCAUUCCUGAGGACUAUCUAAGAGUCAUAGAUGGAGGAGAUAACUUAGAAAGAGAGAUGAGAAGGAACAAUGUGCUCUACAAACGAUUUGAAGAAUGUUUAGCAUCCAUGAAAGGAAACGAUGUUUCCUCUUUGCCACUUGCCAAAGAAAUUAUGUUGAAAAUGGAAGAAGCGCAAAACAAACUGAAACACAUUCGUAAGUAUAAAUGGAAACAUUUGUAACAGAGCAACAUUUAGUGUAAAUGUAAACAAUAUAAAAUGAUUGACCAGUUUUCAGGGAUAAAUUUUGCUUUGUUUACAAACAAUUAAAGUAUUUGAAUCAUACAUGUAUUUUGAUAUACAGUAAUAUCAAAAUUACUGUGAUAGCAUCAUCAUAUAUACAUAUAUUGUCAGGUAUACAUGCAAAAUGUCCAGGGUCAGGCACCAAACAGUUUGUGUCUGACACUUCCUCAGGCACCAGUGUCCCUUGGAAAUUUAACUUCAGGUUUGUCUUUAAACCCUUGUUUUCAUAUUCACUAUUAAAACUUAAUUGUAACCUCUAUAUCAAUACAAUUAUUAUAUAUAUAGUUGUUUGUUUUCUCAUCAUCUUUUUCAGUUCUAUUCUAUGAAGAUUCCAAAACACAUGUAAAGAAUGAAAUUAUCAUGAAGAAUAGUGUGUUAGUCUCCAAUUGCAAAGAAUUGCGUCUAUAUCUUGAAAAUAAUGGACUUCCUAAGCAUAGGUAUAUUUAUAUUCUUGACUUUUCAUCGAGGAGGAGCUGUAUUAAUUGCUUUAUAUUGGACUGUAAAACGCCUCUUGUUUUUUUAACUAUCUUUGAUAUUACAUAUUAUCUGUAAAUUUGUGUUAAUGUGAACCAAAAUUUAUAUUGAAUAGGUGAGGUAUAAAUUGCAAAUGAUUUAUUUAUAAUAUAGACAAAUUGACAUUCAGACCUCUGAUGCUGGUCCAGGUGUUUCCAGCCAUGAAAGGAUGACACAGCAUCGCCUUGCUGAGAGCUUCAUGAUCAAUGGGCUAGACCUUCAAUGCAGAUUUCAUUAUGCCCCAGGUAUAAACAAUCUGUAA
Paramuricea clavata is the source of this 3725-nucleotide messenger RNA. NCBI's taxonomy places the organism in Eukaryota, Metazoa, Cnidaria, Anthozoa, Malacalcyonacea, Plexauridae. The record is from the annotation of a GenBank genome assembly.